Messenger RNA from Hyla sarda, 3043 nucleotides. It is a transcript of the gene HNF4A, whose product is annotated as hepatocyte nuclear factor 4 alpha. Gene Ontology annotation, molecular function: RNA polymerase II cis-regulatory region sequence-specific DNA binding; zinc ion binding; nuclear receptor activity. Bases 88 to 1485 code for a protein of 465 amino acids. The record is from RefSeq and is a predicted model, not a curated record. Gene Ontology annotation, biological process: positive regulation of transcription by RNA polymerase II; cell differentiation; anatomical structure development. NCBI's taxonomy places the organism in Eukaryota, Metazoa, Chordata, Amphibia, Anura, Hylidae. The transcript is spliced from 10 exons.
GGUGACGGGCUGGAGUCAAUGUAGCAGAGGUUGAGGGGCCAAUAACCUCACAGGGGGCAUUUGCUGGAAGCCAGUCACUGUUUGCUGAUGAUAAUGAGACUUUCAAAAGCCCUGAUAGAUAUGGAUAUGGCUGACUACACUGAGGCUUUGGACCCGGCUUACACCACAUUGGAAUUUGAGAACAUGCAAGUUCUGGCCAUAGGGACUGAUACUUCACCAUCAGAAGUGACGAAUCUUGCUGGAAACAAUAUCGGCGUUAACUCCUUGUGUGCAAUUUGUGGUGACCGAGCGACAGGAAAACAUUACGGGGCUUCCAGCUGUGAUGGAUGUAAAGGGUUUUUUAGAAGAAGUGUCAGAAAGAACCACAUGUACUCGUGCAGGUUUAACAGACAAUGUGUGGUCGAUAAGGACAAGAGGAAUCAGUGUCGAUACUGCAGGUUAAAAAAGUGUUUUCGGGCUGGUAUGAAGAAAGAAGCCGUACAGAACGAACGAGACCGGAUAAGUACGCGAAGGUCAAGCUAUGAAGAUAGCAGCCUACCAUCCAUUAAUGUCUUAAUCCAGGCAGAGGUCUUAUCACAACAGAUAACAUCAUCGGUCUCCAUGUUAAAUACAGACAUUAGAGGCAAGAAGAUUGCCAGUAUUACGGACGUCUGUGAUUCCAUGAAACAACAGCUCUUGGUCCUUGUGGAAUGGGCCAAAUACAUCCCAGCAUUCUGUGAGCUUCCCCUAGAUGAUCAGGUGGCGCUGUUACGUGCACAUGCAGGCGAGCACUUACUUCUCGGAGCUGCAAAGAGGUCAAUGAUUUACAAGGAUAUUUUACUUCUAGGUAAUGACCGCGUGGUACCAAGAAACUGCUCAGAACUUGAAGUGGGUCGAGUGGCUGUCAGAAUCCUUGAUGAGUUAGUCCUUCCAUUCCAGGACCUCCAGAUCGACGAUAAUGAAUACGCCUGCCUUAAAGCGAUCAUAUUUUUUGAUCCUGAUGCCAAAGGAUUAAGUGACCCCACAAAAAUAAAGAGGAUGAGGUACCAGGUCCAAGUGAGCCUGGAAGACUACAUCAAUGAUCGGCAGUACGACUCUCGGGGAAGGUUUGGGGAGCUGCUCCUCUUGUUGCCCACUCUACAGAGCAUUACAUGGCAGAUGAUUGAGCAGAUCCAGUUUGUCAAGCUCUUUGGAAUGGCCAAGAUUGAUAACUUACUUCAAGAAAUGUUAUUAGGAGGUUCAGCAAAUGAAGCCCCCCACUCCCAUCACUCGCUUCACCCCCAUCUUGUUCAGGAGCAUCUAGCAACGAAUGUGAUAGUGGCCAACAACGCUGUACCUACCCAUCUCCACAAUGGACAGAUGUCCACCCCAGAGACCCCCCAGCCAUCCCCCCCAGCAGGCUCAGGGCCCGAGCAGUAUAAAAUCGUCCAUGGAGCCAUCACUUCUGUAUCCAAACAGCUGACUUCCAUUCCACAACCCACCAUCACCAAACAGGAAGCCAUGUAACUUCCCACACAUCAUAGGAUCGGGGAAAAAACUAAAAAUUAUGGACUUAUAGGCUGGAAGCUAAAAAGACUGACCUGUUCACUGCCUGCAGAGACUAGAGACCAGGCCAUCAUGGCUGCCACAUGGCUCCUUCUGUCUGCCUUAAGAAAGUGAUAUUUUUGUAUAGUUUCACUUUUUUGGAUUUUUUUUCUUUUUCUACAUUAGCUUCUGCAAACUUUUAUAUAUGGACAUAGUGAAUUUUAUAGAUGCAGUAUAUUCUAUUUCCCCUGUGUACAAAGUGAUUUUUGCCUAUAAGAUGGAUGUGUUGCUUAUAUAUUGCUUAUAAAUAUUGGAGGCGGCCAUUUUGAGGUUAGGCCUUGCUGUGUCUGCGAGGCACCAAGUUUCUUCCUGACCACCUACAUUCACAUUGAUGUUGGAUUGAGCUGUGAUUUGCUAUUUUAGAUACCUUUGUACUUUACAUCCACCAAUGAACUAAAAAUUAAAGAUGGUUCAGGAUUAGAAAAAAUUGGUCUGCUGAUUUUUCAGAAACGGCCCCAUUCUUGUCCAUGGGUUGUGCUUGGUAUUGCAGUUUAGCUACAUUCAUGUGAAUGAGGACAAACUGCAGUACCAGACAAAACCUAUGGAUAAGAGUGGCGCUGUUUCUGAGCAACCAAAAAUACAGAGCUAGUCCUGGUAAAACCAUUCAAAGGAGAGAAUUAUACAUUUUAUGGGUGGAUUAUAAUUGAAUGAAUAGGGUUAAUCAGAUAUCUGAUGCUCCCUGUUCUCUAUUUGCUUUUAUGUAUUUGUUGGUGGCAAAUUAUAUAUUAGCCAAAACAGUUAUUUAUGCCUUAUACUGUGAAACCGUCUUCCCAAAUUAACCUAUGUAUAAAAAUACAUUUUUUUACAUGUUGUUUGAGUAGUGUAGUACUUGUUUUCAACCUACAGGUGGAGAAGUCUUCGCACUGACCAAAAUUCUCUCUUUAGCACCACCACAGGCUGUUUGGAGUACUACAAUUUAGAAUAGUUUGUGGAUUUACAAUGGCUUCUCGAUUAACAUGUUUAGUUGAAUAGUUUAAACUUUAGUCAUAUGUGUCAGAAAACCAUAGUUUAUAUUAUAUAACAAUUUCACUGCCAAGAAAUAUAGAUAUACAAUGUUGUGUUUGCAGUCAUUUCUACAUAUACCAAACUGAUAAUACUAAGGCCGGGCAUCUGGCUGAGCAUGGUGGGAUAAGAUGUUCAGAGCUUUGUGAGGUACCCCGUAAGAUACCACUGCCCACGUCUUGCUAUUUUGUACUACCCUCCCGCGUGUAGAUAUGUGAUACUCUCAGUAAUUUAUUUUCCCCAAUGAAUGCACUGUGUAAAUUAUUUGUGUACAUUUGACUGAUUCCUGGAAAUUUGUAUUCAUGAAUUAUAAUGGGUUAAUAGGAACAGGGCAUCAUCCAGCCUUUUCUAUCUCACCCAUCCAUUUUGUUCUGUUAGAGGUUUGUAUAUUUUGUGUGCUCUGUAAUUCUUUAGGAAAAGAAUUCUCUUUUUCUGCUCAUAGGAUGUUGUAAACGAAUAAAUACGGUAACAUGUUUUG